AUGUGCCACUUUCAGGUCUCCUCACACUGCUGGUGGGUUCCAUUUUGUCAUAGGGUGCUGGCAGAUUACGGGCCUCCCAUUGCUGCUGCCAGGCCCGUAAUCUGUCAUGGGCCCCUGUACCGCCUCCUCAUGCUGCUGCCAGGUCCAGAGUGUGUCAUGGGUCCCUGUACGGCCUCCCAUUGCUGCUGUCUCCAUCGCCACACUCUGCCAUGUGCCACUUUCAGGUCUCCUCACACUGCUGGUGGGUUCCAUUUUGUCAUAGGGUGCUGUAUGGCCUCCCAUUGCUGCUGCCUCCACCGCAACACUGUGGCUCCACACUCUGGUUUUGGCCCCGUGACUGCCCAAAUGAGUGAAGUGUGCGGUGAUUCUAAGAUCGACGGCACUCAUCUGCAUGUCAUACUG
This is a messenger RNA of Staurois parvus, 402 nucleotides long. Lineage: Eukaryota; Metazoa; Chordata; Amphibia; Anura; Ranidae. The record is from the annotation of a GenBank genome assembly.